Molecule: messenger RNA, 804 nt
Organism: Funneliformis mosseae
Lineage: Eukaryota; Fungi; Glomeromycota; Glomeromycetes; Glomerales; Glomeraceae
Source: the annotation of a GenBank genome assembly
AUGUCAGACUCUUUCUUCGGCUUCGAUACUACCUUGCCCCCAUUAAACUCUGAUCAAUUAACCGGAUUAGAAGGAAAUACGGGUGAACAAAACGACGAGACCGAGGAGGAGGACUUUGAGAGGAAAUUUAAAGAGUUCUCUCUCCAUCCAGGAGAAGACGUUGGGGCUUUUGACGAUGAACAAAAUUUUGAUUUGAGUGCCCAGCUAGUAGAGACAGGGGACGAUUUAAACGACGAAACUUUUGGAAAUGUUGGUCAAGAUUUUGAUUUUAUGGAAAGUACCGCGAAAAUGGAUUCCAUACAAAAAGAGGAGGAAAUUUAUGUUACUCGAAGGGAGAGUAAUAAUAAUUCAGAAAAUUUUGAUGAGCAAGCCAAACGUAGACCAUCUUAUGCCGCUUUAUGGGAAAAUGAUACAGAUGGUAUGAUUAAUGGUAAUGGAAAAGUAGCUAAAGUAUGUAAAGAAGAAUAUGACAAUGAUAUACCCGAUACUGUUGAAGGUUUAAUGAAAUUACCCGGAGUUGGACCAAAGAUGGCAUACCUUUGUAUGCAAGUUGCUUGGAAACAAAAUCAAGGCAUAGGCGUUGACGUUCAUGUUCACCGAAUAUCAAAUCGGCUUGGUUGGUGUAAAACAGAAAAAGUUGGUCCAGAAAACACUCGACAGUCAUUGGAAUCAUGGCUUCCAAGGUCAUUGUGGCGAGAAAUAAACCCGAUAUUUGUUGGAUUUGGGCAAACGACAUGUUUGCCAAGAUAUCCAAAAUGUUCUAGCUGUCCUGUCAGCGAUAUGUGCCCCUCUGCAAAUUUAUAA